Monosiga brevicollis MX1 is the source of this 1254-nucleotide messenger RNA. RefSeq lists its product as uncharacterized. The record is from RefSeq and is a predicted model, not a curated record. Gene Ontology annotation, biological process: glucosylceramide biosynthetic process. Bases 1 to 1254 code for a protein of 417 amino acids. Gene Ontology annotation, molecular function: ceramide glucosyltransferase activity. NCBI's taxonomy places the organism in Eukaryota, Choanoflagellata, Craspedida, Salpingoecidae. Gene Ontology annotation, cellular component: membrane. The transcript has 9 exons.
AUGUUGGCUGUGGUGGUGACCGGGGUGGUGGGCGUGCUGGCAGCUUUGCUGCUCGUGGUACGCACCAUUGCCAUUGUACGCUGCUUUCGGGUGCAUCCCCCGCAUGCUCUGGUCCGCUCGGGCUCAGAGUCUGCCUCAGCAGAGCGACCCCAGCAGCAACGGCAAAAAAAUGAGUUUGGGAAGCCACAGUCCAACUCCACACUGGUCACGGGGCAAGUGGCUGGCUCAGGCGUCUCCAUUCUGAAGCCGCUCAAGGGCGCUGACCUGCACUUGCGCUCCAACCUUGAGACCUUUGUGCGUCAAGCCGUUCAACAAGCCAAUGUGGAGGUCCUGUUUUGCCUCGAGACAGCCGAUGACCCUGCGGCCCAGGUUGUGGAGGACCUGCUCAAUGAAUACCCCACGGCGCGCGCCCGCUGCUUCACUCUGCCCCGUCGGCGCGGCGUCAACCCCAAGAUCAAUAAUCUUUAUGAAGCCUUUGAGAGUGCCACUUAUGACACCAUUUGGAUUAGCGAUGCCAACCUCCGCACUUCUGACGCCCACUUUACACUGACUUUGACCGAGUUUGCCAGCGUGGGCCAGCAUGGCGUGCUCCACCAACCACCUCUCACCGUGUAUCGCAAUGGGUUUGCCGCUGCCAUUGAGGAGGCCUACUUUAGCACACAGCACUGUUACCUGUACGCCUUUGCCGAUGCCAUGCGCAUCAACGGCUUCAACGGCAUGUCCAUCCUCUUAAGCCGGCAGCUCUUCAAGACACGCUGUGGCGAUCUGACAGCGUUCUCCGACUUUCUUGCUGAAGACUUUUUCAUGAGCCAGGCCCUCUAUGCUGCUGGUUGCCGACAUCGAAUGAGCAAUGCACCCGCCAUGCAAAAUGCAGCUCCUCGUCAGCCCUACCAGCUCUUCCUUCGCCUCGUUCGGUGGCAGCGGCUGCGUCAAGGUUCCAUGUGGGCUGCGUCCUACUUGGAGCUUCUGGCCGAAGCGUGGACGAGCUGCGUGCUCCUGACCCUCGUCGUCUCGCCAUGGGCAGGCCUACUCUUCUGGCUGGUUGCCCAGGCCCAGGACAUGCUACUUCAACAUCAUCUAACAAAUCUCUUUGAGCGUCCCCCAACCGCCAUCGCGCAGCAAAUCGUGGCCAACUGGACGCGAGAGGUACAUUACCUGGCCACUGCAAACAAGGCUUAUCUGAGUGAAAUGACUUUGUUUACCCUGCCCGCCGUAGCUGCUCGCUGCAACUCAGUGUACGGUUGUGCUCUCUAG